Molecule: messenger RNA, 2451 nt
Organism: Aquila chrysaetos chrysaetos
Lineage: Eukaryota; Metazoa; Chordata; Aves; Accipitriformes; Accipitridae
Gene: PLA2G4C
Product: phospholipase A2 group IVC
Exons: 16
Coding region: 330-2090 (586 amino acids)
Biological process (GO): glycerophospholipid catabolic process
Cellular component (GO): cytosol; nucleoplasm; nuclear envelope
Molecular function (GO): calcium-dependent phospholipid binding; calcium ion binding
Source: RefSeq, a predicted model, not a curated record
GUUCCAGGAGCUGGUGUCCCACUUAUGUAUCUACACCAAAGAUAUAAAAGUAACUCACUACCUAAUGUGAGCUUCUCUAAAUGAGAUCUUCCAGACAGACCAGACCCUCAUCUUGGAUGCCUGGCUGACUUUGGACUCUGUGUCACAGGUCAUUUUUGAAGUGAGACUUUUCUGUCCUUGAUUGGCUCUACUCCUGGGAGUUGUUUGUUAUUGACUAUGCUGAGCACUGUGCUGGGCACUCAGGAUUCAGUCUGCAUAGGUGUUUUCUGAGACUGUGGGCAUAAAUCAGGAGACACCUGCGUCUCCAGGAAGCACAGGCAGACAUCUCAAUGGCUACCAAGGAUGACAAUGAAGUCCGUCUGUCUCACAAUCUCUCAGAAGGUGAGAUAAAAGCCACUCAGAAGAGAAGAGAAAAAGUACUGAUGUGUCUGAAAAACCUUGGGAUUCAUUGUGACCAGAAUAAUGUGCCUAAUAUCGUUGUUCUGGGAUCAGGCGGGGGCCUGCGUGCCAUGAUAGCCCUGCUAGGAACCUUGGUUGAGCUGAAGAAACAGAAUUUCUUGGAUGCUGUCAUGUAUCUGUGUGGGGUGUCGGGAUCCACUUGGUGCAUGUCCCUCCUGUAUGGAGAUGGGAAAUGGUCAGAAAACUUGAUGUACUUGGAAAAAGAACUGUGCAAAAACCUCAGUAAUUUCUCCUGGCAUAUCAUAAAGGCAAUAAAAUCCUUAAAGGAGUCAUCAAAAGAUGAACAUUACUCACUCACAGACUUCUGGGCCUCCUGUCUUGUAUACCAAAUACUGCAGCAGUUUGAUGAGAAUGAGUUGGCUGACCACAGGGAGGCCUCAGAGACUGGAAUAAACCCUUACCCAAUUUAUGCAGCAGUGGAUAAGGAAAAACUGAGUGAAGAAGGUGGAAACUUUCCAGGGACCUGGUUUGAAUUCACUCCACAUGAGGUUGGAUAUAGUGCCUUGGGUGCUUUUGUGAGUACCAAACACUUUGGAAGUGAAUUUGAGAAGGGUAAGCUGAAGAAAAGAGGGAAGAAGAAACACAUCUGUUACAUGCAAGGCUUAUGGGGGAGUGCACUUGGAAGCAUAGAAGAAAUUCUAAGGUUUAUACGAGACAGUCUUGCCUUGUUCCCACAAAGAAGAGUUUACUCACAAGAAGGUAUGUUCUCAUACAGACUUGGGAGCAAUUUAGGUAUCUUCACUGUUUAUGAGGCUGCUCUUCUUCUACUAGACCUUCAGUUGUGUGCUGUAAGUGGGAGCGAUCCUACAGAAGUCUUCAAGAAAUUGUUGAAUAUAUGGUCAGAAGACAAGGAAAAAAGUGCAUCCUACCAACUGUGCAUUGAAAUGCGUAAUACCUGGGCAAUGAAAAAAAAGGAAGAAAGAAUGGAAAGCUGUGCUGAACUGGCCAAAGAGAUAGAAAAGGAAUUUGGAGCGUUUCUUGGAGAAGAAGGUACUCUAGGAGGAGUGUUACUACCAUACCGUGAAAUCCUCCUAGGCUCAGUGCAGGAUAUCAGUGAGAUGGUGUUGAAAACGAUCCGAUGUGCAUUGACCUGGAAAUGGGGAACGACGAAUAACUUCCUUUACAACUGCCCUAACUUUCAGUCCUCUUACCUGGUCAAAACCAAACUCAUCUCUUUGAUUGAUGCUGGCCUGGCAAUAAAUUCUGCCUAUCCUCUGGUCCUUCGAGCAGAGCGGCGAACAGAUCUGAUAAUUUCCUUUGAUUUCAGCUCUGGAGAUCCUUUUGAGACUAUCAAGAAAACAGCUACAUACUGCCAGAAAAAUGGUAUCCCGUUUCCCAAGAUAGAGGAUCAGGAAAUGGAUGAGAAAAACCCUUCUGAAUGUUAUAUCUUCCGAGGAGACAAGUCAUGCCCUACAGUCAUGCACUUUCCACUCUUCAACAACAGGAAUUGUUCUGGUAACACAUACUCUAUGCAACUUCAUCUCUGUAUAUUUACAUUUCAUAUUCUCCACCCCCAGUGCCAUGCAUUUCAGACUCCUUCUUUACUCAGUGCUGCUGCCACGAAUGGACACAGAAGAAAAGGAACAGGGCAGCCUCUCUGUAUAAUGGAUAGAAGCUUGCAUGAGCAUUAAUGUACUCACCCUCUCAGAUAGGCGAUGUAUGUCCUGAGCUAUAAGGAUUUUACACACUUCUUGGUUUGUUCUGUAAAUCAGUGUAAUUAAACUGUGGUCAUUCUACUAAAGAGGAGUUGGGGAGGCAUUACAUUUAGAAGCCAGAGUAGCCAAGUCUGGGAUAUUUACCACUGCUUCCCUUUACAGUUAUUGGUGAAGAACAGGCAGGUCCAGAGUGAGAUUUAUCCCCCUCUCUCAGACAACUGAUGAAGCAGGUGAUGAAAGAGGCACUUCCAGACUCUGACUGAUCUCCUCCUCUCUCUUCACUGGCUACAGCAGGAUCUUAAUGUGAUAUAGGACUUGUAUGUGAAACUUGCAGAUC